Messenger RNA from Ceratitis capitata (Mediterranean fruit fly), 1138 nucleotides. It is a transcript of the gene eca, whose product is annotated as transmembrane emp24 domain-containing protein eca. Lineage: Eukaryota; Metazoa; Arthropoda; Insecta; Diptera; Tephritidae. Bases 121 to 771 code for a protein of 216 amino acids. The record is from RefSeq and is a predicted model, not a curated record. Gene Ontology annotation, biological process: Golgi organization; endoplasmic reticulum to Golgi vesicle-mediated transport; intracellular protein transport. The transcript has 2 exons. Gene Ontology annotation, cellular component: Golgi apparatus; COPII-coated ER to Golgi transport vesicle; endoplasmic reticulum.
AAAGCAAAUAAUUUGUGUCAGAUUUUUCUACAAUUGGCAUACGUGUCGGAACUUAAUAAACUUAUUUGGAAAAAUAUCCACUUAUUGCCUAUUAAACUUGAGUUUUAUAAACACUAAAUUAUGAGUAAAAGUUUAAUUGCGGCAGUGGUGCUAUUUUGUGUGCUACAAACCACAUUUGGCCUUUAUUUCCACAUUUCCGAAACGGAGCGAAAAUGCUUUAUCGAGGAGGUUCCCGACGAAACAACAGUCAUUGUUAACUACAAGGUGGAAUUGUACGAUCCUCGUUCUAAUGGAUUUAUGCCCUCAUCACCCGGUAUUGGCAUGCAUGUGGAAGUUCGCGACAGUGAUGAUAAAGUUAUAUUAUCACGCGUAUACAGUUCCGAAGGUCGCAUUUCCUUUACCUCACAUAUACCUGGUGAACACGUAAUUUGCAUGUAUUCAAACAGCACAGCUUGGUUUAGUGGUGCACAACUGCGCGUACAUCUAGAUAUACAAGUGGGCGAGCACGCCAUCGAUUACGCGAAUGUGGCACAAAAAGAGAAAUUAACUGAAUUACAACUGCGCAUACGUCAAUUACUCGAUCAAGUAGAUCAAAUUACUAAGGAGCAGAACUACCAACGUUAUCGGGAGGAACGUUUCCGUCACACAAGCGAAAGUACAAACUCGCGUGUUUUGUGGUGGUCGUUAGCGCAAACCUUCGUGCUGGUCUGUAUGGGCUUUUGGCAAAUGAGACACUUAAAGAGUUUCUUCGAGGCGAAAAAAUUAGUGUAAAAGUAUGCAACAACUGUAGGUAGAUGGAUGCACUCGUUCAAUGGUGAAUAAAUAUUUCUAUUACCAGAACCUUAAUAAUUAUUUAAAGUAACAUUUUGUCGUUUCCACCAUCUAGCUACGAAAGUAGAAAAUUUUCUAUAGUCGACUUUAACCAAAUUCAUCUCUUAUAUUUCAUUGUUCUCUCUCAAAUACUUAUAAAUUAAAUAUUUUAUGAAAGCGAAAGACAUUGUUUAAAUAUACUCCGAAAUGAUUUAAAUUAAAUUACUUCAUUACAUAGAAAAUUAAUCAAAGUAAUUAACUAACAAUGAAUACCACUUAUUUCAGUCUCAUAAUUUUUAGUCUUAAAAAUAAAAGUAAAAAUAUUGUA